CACUCUAGCCUGUCUGCGGAGCUUCCAAAGUCACACCAAAAAAACCAAAACGCUUUCUCUGCUUAUUUAUACCUGGGCUAUUUCUCUCAGCUUCAUUUCUGGCUUCCCUACCUUUUUCGCUCUUCUCCGUUCGCCUGUUCUCCAGAGCUCCGUUUUCGAUGGCUGCCGUUGCCGGAUCCAACAUCGUCGCUUUCAGAUCGGUCGCAAAAUUAGCAGACUCCAUUGACAGGAGAAUCGGCCAGGUUAGACAAUGGUCUCCUAUUACUGACGGAGUAGGAUCGGUUCAGUCUCGUUCUCGCAUUGCUCUCCACUGCAGAUCGAGGAGCUCGAUUGUGUUGUCGUCACCUGUUGUAAUGCACACGGGGGUAAGAACUCAGGUUGCCACUGUUCAACAAGCUAGCACUGAAGCUGGUCAAAAAGUUGAAGCUCCUGUAGUGAUAGUGACUGGAGCCUCUAGAGGCAUCGGUAGAGCAAUUGCAUUGGCCUUGGGGAAAGCAGGUUGCAAGGUCCUUGUAAAUUAUGCUAGGUCAUCAAAGGAGGCAGAGGAAGUCUCUAAUGAGAUUGAGGCAUGUGGUGGUCAGGCUCUUACUUUUGGUGGAGAUGUCUCAAAAGAAGCUGAUGUUGAAUCAAUGAUCAAAACUGCUGUUGAUGCAUGGGGAACUGUUGACAUUUUGAUCAACAAUGCAGGAAUUACCCGGGAUACUUUAUUGAUGAGAAUGAAGAAAUCCCAAUGGCAGGAGGUUAUUGAUCUGAACCUUACAGGAGUGUUCCUUUGUACACAGGCUGCCGCAAAAAUCAUGAUGAAGAAGAAAAAGGGAAGAAUAAUCAACAUAGCAUCUGUUGUUGGUCUUGUUGGCAACAUCGGGCAAACCAACUACAGUGCUGCAAAGGCAGGAGUUAUUGGCCUGACAAAGACUGUUGCAAAGGAAUAUGCAAGCAGAAAUAUUAAUGUCAAUGCUGUUGCUCCGGGAUUCAUUGCAUCUGACUUGACUGCAAAACUUGGGGAAGACAUUGAGAAGAAGAUCUUGGAAACAAUCCCCUUAGGGAGAUACGGCCAACCAGAAGAAGUUGCUGGAUUGGUAGAAUUUUUGGCCCUCAAUCCUGCUGCCAGUUACAUCACCGGACAGGUGUUUACCAUUGAUGGUGGAAUGGUCAUGUAGGUCAGUUACUCUUCCUGGUUAAAGCUUCAGAGUUCCGAAGGUACUCGGCAACUACGGCUUGACUGUGACAUUAUUUGAUUGUUUACUGUUGCUGUUGUUAUAGAGUUUUCUCUUCAUAUAUCAUAAGACGAACACUGAAAGUUUUGAAGCAUUUUUCUUAGCGUGUAAUAACAAGCAAAGAGGUGUGUAAAAGUUAUUUAGGUUUCAUUUGGCUCUGCAAAUGCAGUUUUACACUAGUUUAAUCAGAUGUGGAAAGUGUAGUUGGUUAAGAGCCACAAAAUUAUUCUACUUUGUCGUAGAUUGUUUCUUUUCAUCCAGCCUCAACCUUGUAAUUUUGGUACUUGAUCUUGAAACUUCAACUAAAGACAAGUUGGACCG
This is a messenger RNA of Rubroshorea leprosula, 1538 nucleotides long. NCBI's taxonomy places the organism in Eukaryota, Viridiplantae, Streptophyta, Magnoliopsida, Malvales, Dipterocarpaceae. The record is from the annotation of a GenBank genome assembly.